AUGGCUGGCAUCCCUCCACAACCCGUCGCAAGCUCUUCAAAGACUGGCUUACUUCCCGCAAAGUCUUGGCAGCAUUUCGUAGCAGGCGGACUGGGAGGCAUGUGCGGAGCGAUCGUCACCAGCCCUUUUGAUGUAGUCAAAACACGGCUGCAGUCGGACUUAUUCAGAGUGAAGCAUGCAUCUCUGGGGUUGGCUGGGAACGGUGUUGUGGUCGCCCCUCAUCGACCAAACCUCCUGUGGCAUUUUGUGGAGACGGGUCACAUCAUUCGUGAUAUCUACCGAGAAGAGUCCUUUCGUGCACUCUUCCGAGGGUUGGGUCCAACGCUGGUCGGCGCCAUUCCUGCGCGAUCGAUAAACUUUUUCACAUAUGGCAACGGGAAGCACAUUAUCGCCAACCAGUUCAACGAUGGCCAGGAGAACAGCUACGUCCACCUCGCGGCCGCAACUUGUGCAGGCAUCGUGACUGGUACCGCGACCAACCCCAUAUGGGUCGUCAAGACGCGCUUGCAGCUCAGUCAGUCGUCGGGACAGGCUACUGUAGGUGGCUCCUGGGCUGUUAUCAAGCAGAUUGUGCGUCAGGAGGGAGUGCGCGGCUUCUAUAAGGGUCUCAGUGCUAGUUAUCUGGGUGUCACCGAGGGCACAAUCCAGUGGACGCUAUAUGAGCGACUCAAGCGAUUAACUGCAAAUACAAAAGGGAAGGGCGGUUUCCAGGAAUGGUUAGGCAUGCUUGGUAGCGCAGGGAUGGCCAAAUGCGUAGCAAGUCUAAUCACGUACCCGCAUGAGGUGCUUCGCACACGACUGCGACAGCCUCUUGUCGACGGCAAGGUCAAAUACACAGGGCUUGUGCAGACAUUGCGGCUUGUCAUAGCCGAAGAAGGCGCACAUUCUCUGUAUGGCGGCCUCAGUGCUCACCUAAUGCGAGUCAUUCCGAAUGCUGCAGUAAUGUAUUCGAUCUAUGAGGCUGUUCUUCGCUUCGCAUGA
Messenger RNA from Fibroporia radiculosa, 981 nucleotides. RefSeq lists its product as uncharacterized. NCBI's taxonomy places the organism in Eukaryota, Fungi, Basidiomycota, Agaricomycetes, Polyporales, Fibroporiaceae. The transcript is spliced from 4 exons. Bases 1 to 981 code for a protein of 326 amino acids. Gene Ontology annotation, cellular component: mitochondrion. The record is from RefSeq and is a predicted model, not a curated record. Gene Ontology annotation, molecular function: pyrimidine nucleotide transmembrane transporter activity. Gene Ontology annotation, biological process: pyrimidine nucleotide import into mitochondrion.